This is a messenger RNA of Choloepus didactylus (southern two-toed sloth), 6352 nucleotides long. RefSeq names its product ADAM metallopeptidase with thrombospondin type 1 motif 5 (gene ADAMTS5). NCBI's taxonomy places the organism in Eukaryota, Metazoa, Chordata, Mammalia, Pilosa, Megalonychidae. The record is from RefSeq and is a predicted model, not a curated record. Gene Ontology annotation, biological process: extracellular matrix organization; proteolysis. Bases 545 to 3337 code for a protein of 930 amino acids. Gene Ontology annotation, molecular function: zinc ion binding; metalloendopeptidase activity. The transcript is spliced from 8 exons.
UUUGUUUUAAUUUUUUAUGACUUUCCCCCUCGUCUUUCUUCCCUUCCGACUGGUUCCAGCAGAGCCAAGGAAAGCCACAAAAUAAGAAAGGAAGUGGGCCCUGGAGCUUGAAACCCCCGCCGCCGGCUUGUCCUGAGGAGCCUGGGGCGGGAGGCAGCGCGCACCGGUUGUCCAGCCAGUGCGCGUCACCUUUCGUACUUUUCUUGGUGCAGCGAUCGUGGGUGCAUUGGGGUCGGAGUUGGAGUUUUUUCCUCCUGUCCCGUAUUUGCUGAAUCUCUACCACCGGCUUUUUUCUUUUAUUUUCUAACCUCUUUCCCGGGCAUGAACCCAAACAUUUUUCCAAACCAACAAAGAAAAGUUCGCACGCUGGCACCGCGGUCGGGAUAGGCUGGCGCUACCGCCGAGUAGCCCUCCCUCCGACACUUGACUCAACCUUGCUAGCAAGUGUGUGUGUGCCCCCUCCCCCGCCCCGGUAACUUCCUUAGCGAAUAACAAAUACCCAUAAAGUCCCCAUCCCGCAGCCCCUCCCCGCGGGCAGCGCACUAUGCUGCUCGGGUGGGCGUCCCUGCUGCUGUGCGCGCUCCGCCUGCCCCCGGCUGCGACCGGCCCCGCCGCGGCACCUGCCCAGGAUAAAGCCGAGCAGCCUCUGACCUCUGAAGCGGCCGCCCAGCCCCACUGGCGGCAGAGGGAGGUGGCGCAGGAGACGGCCGAGCCUCCAGGCCAUCCGCACCCCCUGGUAUCCCAGCGCAGGAGCAGCGGGCUGGUGCAGAACAUUGACCAACUCUACUCGGGCGGCGGCAAGGUGGGCUACCUCGUCUACGCGGGCGGCCGGAGGUUCCUCCUGGACCUGGAGGAGGAUGGUUCGGUGGGCGCCUCUGGCCUCGUGCCCGCAGGAGGCGGGACGAGCGCUCCCCGGCGCCACCGAGGCCACUGUUUCUACCGGGGCACUGUGGACGGCAGUCCCCGCUCGCUGGCAGUCUUUGACCUCUGCGGGGGUCUCGACGGCUUCUUCGCGGUCAAGCACGCUCGCUACACCCUGAAGCCGCUCCUGCGCGGACCCUGGGCGGAGGCAGAGGCCGGGCGCGUGUACGGGGACGAGUCCUCGCGAAUCCUGCACGUCUACACCCGCGAGGGCUUCAGCUUCCAGGCCCUGCCGCCGCGCGCCAGCUGUGAGACCCCAGCGUCCCCGCCGGAUCCGCGCCAGCGUCCUUCAGCGCACAGCAGCGCGGAAUCGCGUGGCGCGCUGCCCCCGCAGCUCCCGGACCAUUCUGUGCCCUCGCCAGCUGGGGUCCCUGGACCACAGACGUGGUGGCGGCGGCGGCGGCGCUCCGUCUCCCGGGCCCGCCAGGUGGAGCUGCUCCUGGUGGCCGACGCGUCCAUGGCGCGGAUGUACGGCCGGGGUCUGCAGCAUUACCUGCUGACCCUGGCCUCCAUAGCCAACCGGCUGUACAGCCACGCCAGCAUCGAGAAUCAUAUCCGCCUGGCCGUGGUGAAGGUGGUGGUGCUGGGCGACAAGGACAAGAGCUUGGAGGUGAGCAAGAACGCAGCCACCACUCUCAAGAACUUCUGCAAGUGGCAGCACCAGCACAACCAGCUGGAGGACGACCAUGAGGAGCACUACGAUGCGGCCAUCCUGUUUACUCGGGAGGAUUUAUGUGGGCAUCAUUCAUGUGACACCCUGGGAAUGGCAGACGUUGGGACCAUAUGUUCUCCGGAGCGCAGCUGUGCUGUGAUUGAAGACGAUGGCCUCCACGCAGCUUUCACCGUGGCUCACGAAAUUGGACAUCUACUUGGCCUCUCCCAUGACGAUUCCAAAUUCUGUGAAGAAAACUUUGGUUCCACAGAGGAUAAGCGUUUAAUGUCUUCCAUCCUAACAAGCAUUGAUGCCUCCAAGCCCUGGUCCAAAUGCACCUCGGCUACCAUCACAGAAUUCCUAGAUGACGGCCAUGGUAACUGUUUGUUGGACCUGCCGCGAAAGCAGAUCCUGGGCCCCGAAGAGCUUCCAGGACAGACGUAUGAUGCCACCCAGCAGUGCAACCUGACGUUCGGGCCCGAGUACUCCGUGUGUCCGGGCAUGGAUGUCUGCGCCCGCCUGUGGUGCGCGGUGGUGCGCCAGGGCCAGAUGGUGUGUCUGACCAAGAAGCUGCCGGCCGUGGAAGGGACGCCCUGUGGGAAAGGCAGGAUUUGCCUGCAGGGCAAAUGUGUGGACAAAACCAAGAAAAAAUACUAUUCAACAUCUAGCCAUGGCAACUGGGGUUCCUGGGGAUCCUGGGGCCAGUGUUCUCGCUCAUGUGGGGGAGGAGUUCAGUUUGCCCAUCGCCACUGCAAUAACCCCGCACCCAGAAAUAGUGGCCGCUACUGCACAGGGAAGAGGGCCAUUUACCGCUCCUGCAAUGUCAUGCCCUGUCCCCCCAAUGGUAAAUCUUUUCGUCAUGAGCAGUGUGAAGCUAAGAAUGGAUACCAGUCUGAUGCAAAAGGAGUCAAAACAUUCGUGGAAUGGGUUCCCAAAUAUGCAGGUGUCCUGCCAGGGGACGUGUGCAAACUGACCUGCAGAGCUAAGGGGACAGGCUACUACGUGGUAUUUUCUCCAAAGGUGACGGAUGGAACUGAGUGUCGGCCUUACAGUAACUCCGUCUGUGUCCGAGGGAAGUGUGUGCGAACCGGCUGUGACGGCAUGAUUGGUUCAAAGCUGCAGUAUGACAAGUGUGGCGUAUGUGGAGGAGACAACUCCAGUUGUACAAAGAUUGUUGGAACUUUCAAUAAAAAAAGUAAGGGUUACACAGACGUUGUGAGGAUACCCGAAGGGGCAACCCACAUAAAAGUCCGACAGUUCAAAGCCAAAGACCAGAACCGAUUCUCUGCCUACUUAGCCCUAAAAAAGAAAAACGGUGAGUACCUUAUCAAUGGAAAGUACAUGAUCUCCACUUCAGAAACGAUCAUUGACAUCAAUGGAACGGUCAUGAACUACAGCGGCUGGAGCCAUAGGGAUGACUUCUUACAUGGGAUGGGCUACUCAGCCACAAAGGAGAUUCUCAUCGUGCAGAUUCUUGCAACAGACCCAACUAAAGCCUUAGAUGUCCGUUACAGUUUCUUCGUUCCUAAGAAGUCCACUCCGAAACUAAACUCUGUCACUAGCCAUGGCAGCAAUAAAGUGGGAUCGCACACUUCCCAGCUGCAGUGGGUGACAGGCCCAUGGCUGGCCUGCUCUCGGACCUGUGACAUGGGCUGGCACACCAGGACGGUGCAGUGCCAGGAUGAAAACCGGAAGUUAGCAAAAGGAUGUCUUCUCUCUCAGAGGCCUUCUGCAUUUAAGCAGUGUUUGCUAAAGAAAUGCUAGCCUGUCGUUAUAUGACCUUGGGCAAAAAGAUAACUGGAUAAUUCAUCACUGAUACAGUCGUGGUGAGUGGGAGGUCUACCGAAAGCACAGAAAGUCCUGCUUCAGUGUCAUUGUCAACAGGAGUCAAAUUAUGGGCAGAAUCUGCUCUCUGCGACCAAAUGAAAAUGUGCACUGCUUCAUGUGACAAUGGUGACCCUGGACUGUAAAAAAGACUUGGGAGUUAUUCAGCAUCCCCUGGACCUACAAGAAUGAAAAUAACACUGAUGAAUGUAGAAUCAAGGGACAUUUGAAUAUGGCAGAAGUCUCCCCCUUGUCACCUACCUCUUACAGAAUGUCUUUUAAGACAUAGUAAUCAUUUUCACCCUGAUGCACAGUAGCUUAUUUUUACUGUUUGUAAAUAUAUUCUCCCUUGGUAUGUCACUUUAUAUCACUUGGUUCUAUUAAAGAAAAUUAUAUUUCUAUAAAAAAGUGUUUGACCAAAGUAGGUCUGCAGCUAUUUCAACUCCUUCCAGUUUCCAGAAAGAGCUGUGGAUAUUUUACUGGAAAUUAAGAACUUGCUGCUGUUUUAAUAAGAUUUAGUAUACUUUCUGACAACAGGAGAUAAAAUUUUAGUCAAAAACCAUUUUGACAGCAAGUAUCUUCUGAGGAAUUCUCAAAAGAAAGAGGAUCUCUGUGUUCUUGUCGUUUAAAUAUAUACAUGGGUCCAUUUAUUUAAGUCCUUUGACUGCCUGUACUUUUUCAGGCAGCCAGCCAAAUUAAUGCAUAAUUAGGAUAUAAACAUCAUGUUUGCCAGUGUGUAGGUUAGCAGUAUUUGAGACUAUAAAAAUUCGUUUCUUGCAUCAGAAUUUAAAAGGAAAAAAAAGCGAAUUUCAUGAUCUUUUCAAUAUAUAUUUUCACAACUGCUUUCUCUUUCACAAUGUGUAAUAUAUAAACAAAACGCACAGCAAAAACUUUUCUCUCAUGUUCAUUACCUUUAACACUGGUGUACCUCUUACCAAGAAGCCUUUAAAAUGUAUUUGUUUCCGCUUGUUUGUUUGGUUCGAGGGCUCUGUAAGAACUACAGUGUUUUGUACUUCUUGUUAACUUAGUUUAAUAGGAAUAUUAAAGAACACUUGCUAGUUAGCCAUCUCUAGAAGUGGUUAUCAUUAACGAAUAAGACUGUUUCCACGCCACGGGCAAUAAUUCACUUAAAAGGAAAAAAAAGAUGCAAGUAGAUCAUCUUGUACUAAAGAUUUUUCCCAAUUGGAAAGCAUGGAGUUGUCACUAGUAAGUGUUUGAGUGAUGACAUGUGAUGAUUUGGGGGAAGUUUCUUACUUUUAUUUCCAUAGCCUGCCUAGCUGUGUUAUUAGUUUGAAUAGUUAGACAGUGAAAUAUUUUUAUAAUCAUACACGUAAAAUUCUCUUUUUAGACAGCUAAACUGCAUCUCCCCACCCCAUAUCUCAGAAAAUCUAAAAGUGUUUCAUUUUGUUGGGAUUUCUUUAUCUUUGGAAACAUCACAGAGCCAAUUGUUUUUGUAAAAUUUUACAGCAAUCAUACCAAAUGUGCCUGUUGUUAAAGAUUUGCAUGUAAGAAUGUCAGGGAACCAUUGUCUGAGUUACCUUAAGCUCAUAGUAUUUUAUUUUUAUCAUAAAAUAUUUUUAAUAUAAAAAGAAUUAUGUAAUUGAUGUUUCGAUAUCACAUUCAUUUCAGUGGGCUAAGAGAUUGGUGGCUCGAUGUUCAAAUAAUUUCUUAAGAAAUCAUUUUGUAAAAAAAGUAAUUGUUUUACAAGGUUCAUAACCAUGCUUUGACUUUUCAUAGACUGGCUUUGUUUUAAACAUGGUAACUAUUUUCUUAAUAAAUUGCCAGUUAAAGAAAUGAGGCCUAGCUGAGACUGAUAACUGACAUUUGAUGGAGGUCAGCAGACACUAAGAGCAGGGAGCAAAACAUAUCAAAUCAGUGAGAAUAACUUCAUCCAAAAAAUCCAUCACACCAGCUGUUUGGCCUGUGCCGAAAGAAUUAAUAGAGAGGCUAACAUUACUUUUCACUAUUUUCAAAAUAAUGCUAAUCAAAUAAUCCAAAUAUGACAAAAUUUAUUUAUUUGUUUUUUUUUUAUGGUUAUAUUCACAGCAACCUUAAAAAAAAACCAACUGAACAGUAAAAAUAGUUGUAUUUCACACUGCUUCUCAAUACUGUAUGCAUAGCUAUCUAGUAUGAUUUAUCAAUGAUUGGUAUUAUUUUUGCUUCAAAAGAAAAUGAGGUCUUAGCACUUCUCAUUGAAAAAAUCCUAGAGAGCUUAGAACAAAUAAACCACUAUUCCAUUCUGUUAAGGAGUUUUCUCCAGUAUUUUUUCCCAUUACAGGUAUCAGUAGAUUGACUCAGGAAUGUAUGACUAAAACUCCUGAGAAAAAUGAAAUAGACAAGAAACUGAAAUUCAACAAAUGGAGUGGUCAGUGGCUAAAAAAGAAUGAUAAGCAAAGGGAGAAUCCCCUGUAACUUAAUCUAAUUCAGUCCAGUUCAGCUUUGGACUGUGCCUUUUACCUUCCCACAAUUGCAUCUUGAAUAAAAAAUAACUUGAAUUCAAGAUGCUAGAGGCUACUUACCCAAAAGAAAAAAAUAAUAGGUUAUCUGAAAAGGCUCAAGUUGGUAAAAAUGUAGCCUCACUUACAAAAAGGAGACUCCAGAAUAAAUUUUCAUUAAGUGAAAUGGGAGCCCAGAAUAAAAUAGCAUUUACUUCUUCUAGAGUAGAAAAUGUUGAAUUACUUUAGUCAGGAAAUCCAACUUCCUUUGCCUUCCUGUGGAAACAGUUUUAUACAUUAAACUAAGAAGGGAUUAAUCACAAACAGAAAAAAAAAGUUGCAACACUGAAAAAAAGUAAUUUAUUGUUUUUGCAACUGGUAUGUGAAUUUGUGUGAAAAAUUAUUUAUUCUUAUUUAACAAAAAUAUGUGCAAAUUCUUCUAUAUUUAAAGUGUUUUGCUGUUGUACUACUUUUUAAUUUAUGCUUCAUGUUUGUGUAUAAAGUACACUUUGUGAGUUUA